AUGAAGCGAUCAGAGUCAACUCCAAACAGUUUUCCCAGGCCGUUAUCUAGUGCGUCCUCCGUCGGACGGCCCUUGUCGAGCGCGUCAUCCAUCCGGCCCUCAUCCAGAGCUUCGCUAAGACCUCCAUCCACCACACCGAAUCAUACGCCGUCCGCACCGUAUAAUCUCAGACCUUCAUCGAGUGCCUCUAUCGGUCGUCCAGUCUCUCGUAUAUCCCAAAGACCAUACUCUCGACUGUCUCAAAGGCCGCCGACGAGACAGUCUCCUCGUUUGGCAUCUCUUAGCCAAGCUCUCGUGACACAGACGACAGGGCUUUCGCCUGAAACUGAGGAGGCCAGCUUCCGGACAGCCGUCGACUAUGUAUCCAAAAGCUUGGACCCUGGGUUAAAGGCUGCUCCGAGCACAGAUUUGAAGGCUAUCGACGGGCAUAUCAGAGGUUUCUCUCGGAAAGCCCGCAUAAACAACCAGGACUCAUGGGCAACUGCUCUUGAAACCACAUAUACUCACUUGAAGGAUCAGGUAGAAGGGAACAAAGAUUUCGAUCAGGAAAUACCACUUUCUCGACUGCCCGAUCACCUCCAAUUUCUGAUUCUUCUAUCCCUUCCGCCGACACAACUUACUAUCAACCAUGCAAACAACUUGCUCGAAAGCGCAAGAAACCCUCCAGACCCUCCCCCGACUCUGAGUUGGAAAGACAUAUUGGCCGAGGAGCCGUUUGAAGGCCAGCACUGGGAGGGUGUCUAUGGUUUACCUGCUGGUAGUACAGUCGAGGGUUGGGAAAUCAGAAGCCCUGGAAGUACACCACCGCUCUCUCCCAUUCCCUCUGACGACCUUAGAGACCUCAAUCGAUCUCUAUCAUCCUUGAAUUCACCGCUUAGUGACGAGACGGAUACUUCUCCCUUGUUGUUGCCUCAACAAAUAGGACCAGUGCCAGAUCUCACUGAUCUGUAUGCGCAUCGAAGAGAUGUAGCAAAAUUGCAGUCAAGACAGUAUUGGAGGAGCGAGUGGCAAACCGAUGCCUCUCCUACGGACCCCUUCAACUUAGGGGAUGCUUCCACUCUAGGCCCGUCGCUCAGCCGCGUUCUAGGUGAAGACCAAAAUUUGAACCUUGAUAACUUCAUUAAGGAGAAAUACAUCCAUGAACAUGAUGCGGUCCGUGAGAUCUUGAUGGCAUUACAGGGUCGCAAGAACCUACUCUUGAAAUGGUCGUACUACGAUCAUUCCACUUUCGCAUUUGAGGCAAACGCCCCUCGUCUGAUCCACCUAACGCUGACGGCACAGGCAUCGAUACUCGCGUCCUUUGCUCAAACAGCGACCAUCCUCGAGCAUCUCCGGAAAUUUACAGCUUGCAUAUUAGAUCAGUCAUCUCGUGCGCCCGACGUAUCUAACAACUCCUCUCACUUAGCCCGCUACAAUCGCCGCAUCACACGGACGAUCGAAGCCUGCUCAGAUGCUGUCUCCUCACAGUUACGACGUUUCGACCGGUGGUGCGCAGCCAAGGAAGAAGAAAUAUGCCUUGCUCGAUCAGGUUUUGGUCCAUCUCUGAUUGUCAGCUUGCUCAGCCUAGAGAAGGCUAUCAAGGAUGCAUUCUCCCAGACAUUCAGCAUCCUUCUUGAAGUACUGAGGAUAGUCAUGCGCCGAGCUUCACGAUCUCAGGAUACGGACGCAGAAGUAUGGAUGUUGGCAGAGCUUCCGUCUCGCAUGCCCCCUUCUGUUGUCACAACACUUUUGUUGGAUAGCUUGCUAGAAUCUGCGCAAGAACAUAUGUCUAUGGGUGACCAUGUCACGUCUGAUGCGUUGAUGAAUGUUUUUGUCGAGACAGCGGCACCGAUAUGGUCGCUGGUAGGACAGUGGUUGAAGAACGGGAUGCCAAUACAGGACCCGGUGGAUCGACAUAGCCUGUACAACCAUUCUGCUCUCGACGACGAAUUUUUCGUCGAAGAUAAUGAACUGCCGAUACUAGAUCCUGACUUCUGGACGGAGGGGUAUGCUUUGCGAGACGGCUCUGCUGAAGGGGAAACGGGCAUGAAGGCUUUGCCUACCUUCCUCACGCAUAUAGCCCCCUACAUCCUGAGUGCUGGAAAAGCGAUUGGCCUUCUUCGUGCUUUAGAAAUGCCGAUAACACCGGGAGAGGACGACAGCCGACUCUGGAUGUCGCGGUGGCCUCCAUUUGAUGCCAUUGUCGAAACCCAUUCCCAACACGAAUCGUUGACGUUGUCGAUUGAUGACCUCACUCGACUCGUUUACGAUGAGCUCUUGCCUCGAUGUCGGAUGGCACAAGCUCGAUUGGCCCAUGUCAUAAUCGAAGACGGAGAACUUUGGCCUCACCUCACUGCAUUGGAGGGAUUGUAUCUUAUGAGGAGGAUAGAUGUCAUUUCUCUUGUCUCAGAUGUCUUGUUCAAUAAAAUGGAUAGCCACCAAACUUGGACCGACUUUCACUUCCUCAACAGUGCCUUCCGGGACAUUACAGACAUGAGCAAGGAGAAGUGGAUCGAUUCAUCCCUUGUUCGCCUAUCAUAUCGAGGUGGACGCGACAAAACCGGAGAUAGAACAGUCAAAUCUAUCGACGGUUUAUUAUUAGAAUACGCCGCCCCGUUCCCCUUGACAUACGUCUUCAACCCACAUGGAUUCCAGGUGUACAAUGCGAUAUUCGUCUUCUUGUUGCAGAUUCGUCGUGCCAAAACCACACUUGAACGCAUCCUCGUGCGAGGUGCUGUGGUCACGCAGUCCCGCGGAGCGAGUGAAUUGAAGCCAUUCCACGCUAUGAGAAGUAAGCUCUCGUGGUUCAUCAACACUUUCCUGGACUUCAUAAUGACACACGUAUUGCACUCUCAGCUACUGUCCUUUCAUGCCUUACUGAGGCAGGCAAAGUCCCUGGAUGACAUCAUCCAACUACACGACGAACACAUUGACAAAUUGGAAGGGCGAUGUUUUCUUCAGCCACAGACGUCUGCUUUACACCGAGCUUUUUUGUCUAUCCUAGACAUGAGUCUUCAUUUUACCGACUGCUUUAUAGCCUUCGCUGGAGACGCCACAUAUGAUGUCUCGCGGCAGUCCAUCGCCUCUAUACAGCCCCAUCGGAGUCGUCGCCAGAAACGACAGCGAAAGAAUACCAUCGGCUUCUUUCAAACUCUCAGCCAACCUCCAGAUUUCUCGGGUGACUCGGAUACCGAUGAGGAAGACCCACUUGGAGAAUAUAGCCAUGAACCAUCUUUCUCUAUGACGACAUCCUCGAUAUCCUUCGUAGAGGAGGACCCGUUUACACAGAUCAACAAGAUGUCAUCCGAACUAGAUGGACUUAUACGUUUUAUCCGAAGAAGUGUAGAAAGCCUAGCUGGCGGUGCGUCGGAGGCAGCCUCGAUUUUUGGGAUAUUUGCCUUCGCACUCGAGGACUGGGACAGGUAACUGAGCUGUGUACCCAAACUGACAGAGGACCUCGUCCUGCGAUGGGUACGCAGACAAAUACAGAGUAUCCUAACGCCGAUGUGUACAGUCGCACCCAAAACUUCGAAGAAACACUUAUACGGACAGUACAUAUUCCAUCUGUAUGCUGUACUAUCUGAUCGCUGGUCAAUACGCGGAUGGCACUCUUCCAAAUAUGUAUAGUGCUUACCGCUCACUCAUAUCCUGUGUAAUUCGGUGUGUAUGUAGUUUCAUAGAAU
Molecule: messenger RNA, 3662 nt
Organism: Heterobasidion irregulare TC 32-1
Lineage: Eukaryota; Fungi; Basidiomycota; Agaricomycetes; Russulales; Bondarzewiaceae
Exons: 12
Coding region: 1-3405 (1134 amino acids)
Biological process (GO): mitotic cell cycle; meiotic cell cycle; spindle assembly
Cellular component (GO): spindle pole; centrosome; equatorial microtubule organizing center
Molecular function (GO): microtubule minus-end binding; gamma-tubulin binding
Source: RefSeq, a predicted model, not a curated record